AUGCCCAGCGCACGCAGAAACAAGCCUGCGUCGUCGUCGACCACAUCCGUCCCGACUCCGGCGGCCGAAUCCACUGCCUCUUCGGCAUCGCCACCGAAAAAGUCUCGGGUCCUUCGUCGAAAGACCGACCAUUCCGUCAUCGAACGUCGACGCCGCGAAAAGAUCAACGAGAAGCUCGUCCAGCUCCAGUCUGUCGUCCCGGCCUGCCGGCGAGAAUGCCAGGACCUGUUCGAGAGGCGUUUCGACGGUGCCACCGCUACCGCUGCCGAGUCAUCGAAACGGCAAACAUCGACCGAUAAACUGGCAAAGGCCAAGGAAGACAUGCAGCACAAGAUCCGGACCAGCAUGGUCCUGGAGAAGCUCUGCAUCAUCUCGCACACCGUCGACUACGUGUUGGAAUUGCGAGCAGAACUCGAGCAGCUCAAAGGUCGAUGCAGGUCGGAGCACGGAGCAACCAGUCCGGGCACGUCGCCGGCGGACACCGAGCGCCUGCUGGGCAAGAGCAUGGCCGAUCACUACCAGGAAGCGCAUCCUCCAUCGCAGACUCAAGCAUGUGUUGGCGAGGCCGAGGUUUCGAAGCGCCGAGUAGCCCGGGGACGUUCGGCUUCGACGUCGACGGCAUCGAGCUCCACGCCUACGACGCCUCCGCAGAGCCCACGGCACGCCUGUACGCCUUCAAUUAGCAAGAUCGUCGAACUGCCGGGCGGUGGCAGGCUCCAAGACGAUCGGACCUUGUCCGCGCCCUCCUGCUCGCACGUCGCCAAAAAGGUGCGGCUGCACUGGGGAAGCGACCGGGUGCGCAGCAGUGCGGUCAAGAAUGCCCGAUGCCGCGGGUCGGACCACGGCUUCGACGAGCCCGCAGCAGCUACGGCCAAGUCGUCUGCUGCGAUCGAACGACGACGACGACGACGACGACGCCGGCUGCUGCCCCUCGACUACGACGCCGGUCCAUCCGGCGGACGCGUGCACGACGGCCCAUUGGACGCCGGCGCUGAAGCGGAAGCUCGACGCUGA
This is a messenger RNA of Pseudozyma flocculosa PF-1, 1014 nucleotides long. RefSeq lists its product as uncharacterized. The transcript is spliced from 3 exons. Gene Ontology annotation, molecular function: RNA polymerase II cis-regulatory region sequence-specific DNA binding; DNA-binding transcription factor activity, RNA polymerase II-specific; protein dimerization activity. The record is from RefSeq and is a predicted model, not a curated record. The coding region runs from base 1 to 1014 and encodes 337 amino acids. Gene Ontology annotation, biological process: regulation of transcription by RNA polymerase II. Lineage: Eukaryota; Fungi; Basidiomycota; Ustilaginomycetes; Ustilaginales; Ustilaginaceae.